Molecule: messenger RNA, 12105 nt
Organism: Ctenopharyngodon idella (grass carp)
Lineage: Eukaryota; Metazoa; Chordata; Actinopteri; Cypriniformes; Xenocyprididae
Product: interferon-induced very large GTPase 1-like
Exons: 16
Coding region: 322-6495 (2057 amino acids)
Molecular function (GO): GTP binding
Source: RefSeq, a predicted model, not a curated record
UGUGGUUGAAAGUCUUAAGCUCAGCUGCUGUUUUCUUUGUUGAUGAACAUUAUGUCUCAUUCUCACAGGAACUGAAUCCCUGCAUUUGUUGUCAGACAAGAUGGAAACAGGUUUCGACCUGAGCGACUCCACCUACAAACUUCUUCCUGCUUUCAUGUUGGCAAUAAGAGGUGUCUAAACCUCGACACACAGAUGUGCAGCUCCAUACGACAUGAACAGAGUCUCAGGACUGAGGAAUCUCUCACAGGACUGUGAUGAACAGACAGACAGGAGUCACAGAAGAUGAUCAGAUGAAGAUUUAUAAAUGAACAGAAUAUCAACAUGUCCAGCCCUGACAGCACAGUGGAAAGAAGAAGUCCAAAGCUGGAUCGCCCCAACUUUUCAGAGGGUGUGAAGCUGAAUCUGGUUGUGUGUGGGAGUGACGGCACAUUAAAAUCCUCCAUAUCAGAGCAGAUCCUGCAGCAGACAGACAGAAGAUCAGACGUGGAUCUUCAUGGACGUCAGAUCAGUCUGGUGGAUCUUCCAGCUCUGUUCAACACUCGUCUCUCAGAGGAGGAAGUGAUGCAUCAGACUCUCCGCUGUGUGUCUCUCUGUCAUCCUGGAGUUCAUGUUUUCCUCCUCAUUAUUCCUGAUGCUCCACUCAAUAAUGAAGACAAAGCAGAAAUGGAGGAGAUCCAGAGGAUCUUCAGCUCCAGAAUCAACAAACACAUGAUGAUCCUCAUAAUGCAGAAUUCAGAGCAUCAGACAGCAGAACUGAAUGAAGAAACACAGUCUGUCAUUGAGAGAUUUGGAGGACGACAUCAUUUCUUUAGUCCCAACACACAAGUGUCCACAUUGAUGGAGAACAUUGAGAAGAUGGUGGAAGAAAACGGAGGAGAGCUUUACUCCACAGAGAUAUUUCUGGAGGUGCAGAUGGAAAAACUGAUGAAAUAUGAAGAGAUGAAGAAGAAAAUUGACUCACUAGAGACACAUUUACUGUCACAAGGUUCAAGAGAAAACACAGAUGAACUGAGGAUUGUACUGCUGGGAAAAACUGGAGUUGGGAAGAGUGCAACAGGAAACACAAUCUUAGGAAGAGACGCGUUUAAGGCAGAAACAUCUCAAGAGUCAGUAACUAAAGAGAGUCAGAGAGAAUCAUCUGAAAUCAACGGCCGACACGUUACUGUGAUCGACACUCCAGGACUGUUUGAUACUGAAUUGAGUAAUGAAGAGAUCCAGAGAGAAAUCAGACACUGCAUCUCCAUGAUCCUGCCUGGACCUCAUGUGUUCAUCAUUGUGCUCAAUUUAGGACAACGAUUCACUAAACAUGAGGAAACAUCAGUGAAGAUCAUCCAAGAGAUGUUUGGUGAGAAAUCAUUAAUGUUCACCAUGGUGCUCUUCACCAGAGGAGACGAUCUGAAGAACAAAACUAUUGAACAGUGUUUGGGAAAACCUGGAUCUCCUUUGAUGAAGCUGAUUGAAGCGUGUGGAAACAGAUUCCAUGUGUUCAAUAAUAAUCAGACUGGAGACCGAACACAGGUGUCUGAUCUACUGGAGAAGAUAGACAACAUGGUGGAAGCAAACGGAGGGAGUUUCUACUCAUGUAAGAUGUUCAGACAGAUGGAAAGAGAAAGACAAGAACAACAGAUGAAGAUCCUGAUGGACAGAGUCAGAGAAAGAGAAGAAGUGAUGAAGAAACUAGAAGAAGAAAAAGAGAGAAUGAAGAUGAUGAUGGAGGAAGAACGACAGAAUCAUGACAAAGAGAAAAAGAGAAGAGAAGAGGAACUGAAAAGAGAAAUAAGAGAACAAGAGAAACAUCAGAGAGAGAUACGAGACGAGAUGAGACGAGAACGAGAAACAUUCAAACAUGAAGUAAAGGAAAUGAGACAAGAAAAAGAGAAUUUGAAGAAAGAAAAGGAAAAACUUCAGAUCAAAUAUGACACAGAAAUAGAAAUACUGAUAAACAGAAUAGAAAAUGAGAGAAAGAUAAGAGAAGAAUAUAUAAAAAGAGAAGAACAAUAUAAAACACAAAUAAAAGAGAAAGAGGAGAAAGAGAGAGAGUUGAGACGUGAACGAGAGAUGUUUAAAAAUGAAAUGGAGGAAAUGAGGCAAGAAAAAGAGAAAAUGAAAAGAGAAAAUGAAAAACUUCAGAUCAAAUACGAGAAUGAGAGGAAGAAAAGAGAAGAUGAAUUUAAGGAGAGAGAAGAGCGAUAUAAAAGAGAAAUGAAAGAGAAAGAAGAGCAGGAGAGAGGAAUGAGACAUGAGAUGACAAGUGUACGAGAGACAUUUAAAAAAGAAUUAAACGAAAUGAGGCAAGAAAAAGAGACUGUAAAGAAAGAAAAAGAAAAUCUUCAGAUCAGAUACGACACAGAAAUAGACAAACUGAUGAACAGAAUAGAGAAUGAACGACAAAAUCAUGAAAAAGAGAGAAAGAGACGAGAAGAAGAGGAUGGGAGGAGGAGACAGAGAGAAAAACAGAUUAGUGAUGAACAGAUUCAGAGACUGAAGAGUGAAAUGGAGGGAAUAAUCAGAGAGAAAGAGAGAAUAGAAAGAGAGAGACGAGAACAACUAGAGGAUUUAGAGAAGAGACUGACAGAAGAAAGAAACAUGAGAGAAGAUCAACAAAAGACUUCUGAAGAGAAACAGAAACUCCUUGAAGAACAUCAUGAAGAAGAACUGAAGAGAAAACGAGUGGAGUGGAGAGAGGAAUAUGAACGAGAGAAAGAGGAGAUGAAGAAGAAGAUCUGCUCUGAAACUGAUCAGAGAGAAAACAGGGAUACUGGAACAGCAGGAGUCAGAGCAGGAAUAAAGCAUCUACACAUGAGUCCUUCAGAAGUCCUUAGAACAGACAAAGUGCGACCAGAUCAACAUGAGGAAAAAGAAAACCUUUCAAAGUCAAAAACACUCCUUGACAGACUUCAUCUCAGCAAGCAUCAACAUAAACUGAGAGCUGCAGAUGUUCUUCAGAUAACUGUUCAUUCAUUACAGUCUCAUGAGUCUUGUGCUGAAGAAGAGCUGAUUCACACUUUCAUACAAAAACUACUGAUGAUGGACUACAGAGCAAGAUACAUUCAUGUUAGAGAUCCCAAUGAACAAAGAGGCAUUGACUUGUUUGAAGAUAUGGAUGAUUUUUUCUUAUCAAUCUCUUUGUACAAUAAAAGAACAAGCCAAUCUGACCAUAUUCACCCGAUGGAUGUCCAGAUGGCCGUGUUUCAUUGUGCUGAUGGUUUCCUGAAGCAGCUGAUGGUCACUAAACUGUCCCAGUGUCAGUACGCUCUGCCUCUGCUUGUUCCUGAUCCAUUCACACAACAGAUUGAGUUUCCUCUCUGGACAUUCAGACAAAUCAACAAAAUCUGGAAGAUCAGAAACACCAACAAUGAGAUGAUCAGUCAAACCCAGCCGAUCUACAAGGCAGAAACUCCAAUGGUGUUUUUCUUCAGGUUUGGCUCUGUGUCUUCAUCCAAGUCUCAGUUGAUGAACAGUCUGUUCAAUGAGAGACACAACACGUUCUUCCACAGGAACUGCCCAGGCAGCAGCAGAACCAGAGUCCUGAUGGAUGGAGUGGUGGAGAUCGCCUGGUUCUGCCCCUCUGGAACAAACAGGGAUAAAUUCACUGAUUGUGUUGCGUUCUGUAAUCUACACGGUGAUGCAGGAGACCAUGAGAAACAGCUGCAGAUCCUCACUGAAAUGAGCUCAGUCAAUGUUGUUCUUCUAACACGACUGGACAGGAAUGACAAAAGUGCAGCAAUAAUACAAAACAUGUGCAGGAUCAGAAAGCCAUUCAUUUGUCUUUUUACUGAGGAUGAAUCUACUGCCAUUGAGACAAGGAGAGGAAAAUACAAGAUGGGUCUGAAAGGUAGAAAUCAGUCAGAUGUAUCUGAAGAACUCAGAAGAGUGAUAAAUGAUUGUCUCUCAGAAUCAUCUUCCACUUUCAGACUUGAAGAUGUGUCCAAACACUCAGACAUCAGAGUAGAUGAGGAAGAUGAUGAAGACUGCAGGAGAGGAAGAGCAGCAGCACAGCAGAUGAUGAGUUUACUGGAGAAGAAACAUCUGACAGAAAUCAAAGAAUCAUUUCUGCCUCAUCAGGGGAAACUGUGGCAUCAGUGGAGUCAGAAGAACAAAGAACUGCAUCGACCUCAAGGAGAUGAGAUAGAAAUGGAAAUAAGUAGAAAACGAACAGCGAUGAAGACAAUCCGUGAACAACAGCAUGAAUCUGACAUCAGUGAGUUUAUGAAGCUCUUCAUUAAACAAAUGAACUCAAAUGCUGCAAAUAAGAUGUUUUUCCUCAAAUGGCUCAGAAUCUUCCUGGAUGAAUAUACAUCAGCUGAUCUUUCUGCUCUACAUCACAAACAUGAUGAAAAGUGGUCAACGGUCUUAAAACUUAAAUCUGAACAACUCAGAGCUAAACAAACUGAACUUGAGAGAAUAUCUGAGGAUCUUCAAGCUGCAGCCUUUGGUUUGGAGCACAUCAUGAGGGAGAUCGGUCAGAUCUAUGAAUCAUGUUCAUCUGUGAAGAAGAACAAGAAAGACCUGCAGGUUCACUUCUCUUCUCUCCCGAGUCUUGCAGCACAGACGAUGAUCUCUGGAUUCCCACUGGAGCUGAUGGAUGGAGAUGCUGCUCAUGUUCCUGUGAUCUGGAUCUCUGCUGUUCUAGAUGAACUCAUCCAGAAACUGGGAGACCAGAGAGUCUUUGUGCUGUCAGUUUUAGGGAUUCAGCGCUCUGGGAAAUCCACCAUGCUGAAUGCCAUGUUUGGACUCCAGUUUGCCGUUGAUCAUGGCAGGUGCACCAGAGGAGCUUUCAUGCAGCUGGUCAGAGUGUCAGACAAGAUGAAAACACAGAUGAACUGUGACUAUAUUCUGGUUGUUGAUACUGAGGGUCUUCGUGCUCUAGAACUGGCUGGAAGAUCAACAAGACAUCAUGACAAUGAAUUGGCCACAUUUGUUGUUGGUCUUGGAAAUCUGACCUUGAUCAACAUCUUUGGAGAAAACCCGUCUGAGAUGCAGGACGUUCUUCAGAUUGUUGUUCAGGCCUUCAUGAGGAUGAAGAAGGUCAGACUGAAUCCCAGCUGUGUGUUUGUGCAUCAGAACGUUUCAGACGUCACAGCUAUAGAGAAAAACAUGGAGGGAAGGAGACGACUGCAGGAGAAACUGGAUGAGAUGACAAAACUCGCUGCUAAAGAGGAAGUCUGUGAUGCUGAAUGUUUCAGUGAUGUCAUUAGUUUUGAUGUUCACAAUGAUGUGAAGUAUUUUCCUCAGCUCUGGGAGGGCAGCCCACCCAUGGCUCCACCAAACCCAAACUACUGUGAGAAUAUUCAAGAACUAAAGAAAACUAUUAUGUCUCAUUUAGCAAAAUCACAUGGAAUGACGCUGACAAAUCUGAAAGGUCAUAUUAAAGAUCUCUGGGAGGCUUUACUGAAUAAACAAUUCGUCUUCAGCUUCAGAAAUUCUUUGGAGAUUUCAGCUUACAGGAAACUGGAGAGAAAAUACAGGAAGUGGUCCUGGAGACUUCACAUUGCCAUGAUGGAAACUGAGAACAAACUACACAACAAAAUAGAAAAUGAGGCAAUUCACAAGGUUGAGGAAACUGAUCUUCAAAGAGAACUGAAGAAGACAAGUGAAGAAGUGGAAAAAUCAAUGUCAGAAUUCUUUGAGAAAGACAGAGAUAAAGAUAUACUGAUUCAGUGGAAAACAUCAUUUGAAAUCAAAAUCAAAGAGCUUCAGGAAAACAUUGUGAGAGAAACAAAGAGGAAAUUAAAUGAGAUUCUUCAGCAGCGAGACCUGAAGAAAAAGAUUGAUGCUCAGAGGACACAUCAUGAAAACACUCUCUAUGAAAAGAGCAGAGAACUCGCCUUAAAACUCAGAGACAAAACAAAUUAUGAAGAAACACUGAAGAAAGAGUUUGAUUUGUUCUGGGAACAGAGUGUGAAGAAGAUCAUCAGAGACACUCCUCCAAUCAGAGACAUUGAUGUAAUGAGAGAUGUGAGAAAUAUCCUCAGUGACGACUAUGCAAGUGUGUCUGUAGAUCACUGGAGCGAGUGCAGGGAUAUUUUAACUGUGAGGAGCUAUUCAGAUUAUGUACGGUUUAAGAAAUCCAGUGGAUUUACAGGAGCUUUAAGACAUCACAACAUAAAACUUAAAGAGAUGUUAGGUUCUAUUAUAUCUAAAGAGGAUGAAGCCCAAAUCAGAUCAUUUGUCACAGAUGUUGCUCAGCAGACAGACAGAAUGAUUCAGUCAUUUAACAUUUCAAAGAUGGGCUACAACAUCAGCUACAUUCAACAACUGAUAGAUUACAUCAAGACAAGAGUAACAGAACAUCAGGAAGGACCAGUGAAUUAUCUGUUCAAGAAUGAAUUCUUCAUGGAUCUGGUUCUUUCCAUCUGUGAGAGAUCAAACAAGAUGAUCACUGACCAACACAAACUGUUCAGAGAAGCCAAUGAUCCUGUAAAAUAUGUUGAGAAGAAGAGAGAAGAGUACUAUAGUAUUUGCCAGAAAUACUGUCAUGGAUCUGCAUGGUGAGAUCAUCCGUCAGAAACUGAAAGAGCCCAUUUGAGUGUCUACAAGAAGACUGACAGAGAUCUGACAGAUGAUCAAAACAACAUAUUUCUGAACAUAUGCCUCACUGAUAAAGCUCAAAAUGAUUGAUGUAUAUUAUAGUUUAUUACUAAUCAAAACAGCUUAAUCUCUAUUAUGAACUGAAAAAGAUCUAUGAUAAGGACAUUAAUGACAGACUGUUGAUGAAAUAUGAUUGAAGUGUGUGUUUGUUAAAGCUCAGUGCUGGAAUCAGACGAUGGAGGAAAGUGUGAGAAAUAAACAGAUGUGUGAAUCAAAUCUCUCAGACCUGUCAAUCUGAUUCAUAUUGAUUCAUAUUCAUAUGAUUCACUCGACACAAAUACUGUCAACAUCAUGAAUUUAUUGACCUUAAUGUCAAUAAAUUGUGAUAAUAAUGUCAACCUUAGUGUGUGUCCUUUCACACUUGAUUAAUAUUUACUCAUAUUAUGAGAAACUUUGAUUUGACUUUAGGAAUUGAAAUGAUGAAACCUGAAGAUCUCUAUAGCAGAUUUUCAUUCUCUGACAGUAUAUCAGUCUUUGAUAAAAUUCAUCACUUAAACAUUGCUAAAACAUAAUUAAUAAUGCUUACUACACAAUACUGUGAUCAAAAUGUCUAAAGAGUUAGAAAUUAAGAGACAGAGAGAAAUGUUCUGAGUGUCGACAGGAUCUGAACUCAAACUCUCACUGAUGAUCUUUGACAGUUCAUAUUUGUCUCAUUCUCUGUUCAGUGUCACAAGAGUUCAUCAGGAUCAUUUCACACUGAUUGUUCAUAUGAACUCGUUCUAGAAACUUGUCAAAGCACAUCAGCUCCAGCUUUGGGUUCUCCAGCUUCAUCCUGCUGACCAGAUGAUGAGGAUGAGCUGAUCCUGAUGGAACUGGAAGACGGAGGAUUUUAAUGACACUCUUAAACUGCAGGAGUAUCCACACAUCUUCAUCUGUUUAUCUGAAGCUCUGUGUUGAUCCUGUUGAACAUCUGCAAGCUCUCUUUUCUUCUGCAUUUCCUCAACCAGUUUUUGCUGUUUCUUUUUUUCUGUUUUCCCAAACCUCUGUUCUCCAUAUGCUAAAACAGGUUUGAGACCCCUGGUGUAAAAUAAUCACUGAAUUAUCAUUUGUGUGAUUGUUAGAAACAAAGACUAACAAUGAAAGACUAAAAAUGAUACUUCCGUCAUAAAGUCAUAUUUGAUAAUUAAUCAGUGGCCUAAACUAAAUGUCUGAAUGAAUAGAAAAUACUUUGAUGAAAUAUACUAAUAAUAUGUCAAUCUGUUUUUCUUCAGUUAUUCAUAAAUCGGACACAGAGGAACAGUGUAAGCUGGUUUUACUGCAGCACAUGCCUGGCAACAAUAACAUAUGCAGAUUUUAAUCAGUUUCUGUCAGUUCCUGACACUGUUUCAGAGUACAUGAUUGUUUUACUGCUUGAAGUUUCUGUUUUGACGUUGUUGUUUGUUGAGUGUCCGGCAGAUGGCGCCAAAUCUCCAUUCAAACUGAUGACUCUUGAACGGCUUUCAUUCAUACGAGGCAGUAUCAGUCCAAUCACGUGACCGUUAUUAUAUCUGUAUUAUUACUGACAGAAUUAAUCACGCUUACUGAUUAAGCGCUCUCAUGAGUCACGUGUGUCUGUUUCUGCCUGGUGUUCCGUACAGUGUGUGUGUGUGUGUGUGUGUGUGUGUGUGUUCAGUUAGUGAACGCUAGAACUGCGUCAUCAAUAUCUGCUCAUUCUUGCUCUUAAGAUUCCCGAAUGAUUUCCGUCACAAGGCACGUGCAGGAAUAUCAGGCGCCUCCUCCGCAGGAUCACGUGAACCGAAAGUGAAAGUGAAAGUCAACAGUCUUGAACAGCAGCUCGACUCCUGUGAGGUUAUAUUCCGCGCACUGCUGUAUUUUAUGCUCAUAUGUUGGUUUGGUGAUAUCAGUAAUAAUUUCGAGCAUCUAUUGAGAUUUUUUUUUUUUUAUGUUUUAAAGCGUUUUUCUUUUCGAGGAACCGUUUUUAUGAGCUUCAUGUGUUCAGAUUAUACAGUGAAGAUGGCGACCGGAGCUAAAACACUUCCUGAGAUCAGCUCCAGUCCAGAUGAUCCAGUGAUCCGGAUUCUUCUGAUGGACAGAAGCUCAAAAGCUCAUCUGGAAACACUACUGGGAGAAAGAAAGAUUAAAGUUAAAAAGAAGCAUAAAGCUGAAGUUUGAGAGAAGAGGAAUUCUCCAGAUCUGAAUAAAGAAGAUGGAGACGAUGAUGAAAGAGGACACACCUGGACUUUAUGAUGAUGAAUUCAGUAAAGUGUAGCUGAUGUUCUUGUCUCCACGCUUUUCUCUUCACCAUUGAAGUGGAUUUAUUCACUUGGGAAAAUAAGAAAACAUGAAGAAACUCCAAAGAGUGUUUUGGGAACACACGUUAAAAACUUUUAUAACAGCAAUGAUAAUUCACACUACACAGAGUGAACUGGACCAAACAGUGGUUUGACACGAUAUAUGUAGAACAACAGGAACUGGACUGGAGUAUUACUGGACCGAGGCUUUCAAAACACAUAUAAAUAUACAGAUCAAUAUUUCUGUCUUUAUCAUAUGUUGCAGAACGCAGUUCCGCACACUUGAACCGUGUUACAUGUCACUGGCGAUCACAGGAAGUGCAUCUCCUGCGGUGAUUCAUUAUGCUGGUUUCUCAUGUUAACUACAGUAAGAACAAAUGUAGCUCCUCCUCCUAUGUCAGCCUAGCCUGCCUGUUUCUGACGCGCUCGCGCUGCAGUACAACAGCACGAGACCAUCCUGCCAUCAAGAGCCCUUCAUUCAUUAACUCUGAAGAUCUGCUAUCAGGUUCUUCAUUUGAGUUGAAUCAUGUCUAUCAACAUGACGUGUGGAGAGAUUCAGACAACAGUGGGGUUUAUGUACAAGAUUCUGCCUGUGAUUCUGAAUCACACACUCAAUGAUCCUGACUGCGAACAGAGCUGGUAUACAAAGGACGGGCGUCUGUUAGCAGAUCCAUCAGAUCCACACAAACGGAUGUAUCCUGUUAUUUCAGUCUCAUCUGAAUGUCUCGUCACUUCUCACUGUGUGGAUCAACUUCAUCAUGAGAUUCAGUGUCAUUCUAAAGGAAUCACACAUGAGACCGUGUUCAGAGUGAGGAAUGAAACUGCAGUGACUCCAAACUCAGAUGUUCUGGAUGAAGUGACUUCGUCUCUCCAGCAAUCAGAUCAGUUGUGGUGGAUUUCUGUUAUCUUGAUUUUCUUUCUUUUGGCAUUUCUCUGUUUCAUGCUGCGGAAAAGGAUCUUCAGAUGUUUUUCGAAGGCAGCGCCGUCCGUCUGCAAUGAUUUAGACAAGAGGGAUCCUGAAUCUGACAGGACUCUGAUGAAGGUCAAAUCUGAUUCUCCUGAUUCACUGAAUCAUUCUGAAUCUGCCGGGACUCUGAUGAAAGAGUUUUAAGGUUGAGAUCAUAUUCUCAGACAUUUCUGUCAAGGCUCCAGGAGUCAGUACAGGUUUAACAGAAUCAGCUUUAUACAGUACAGACUCAUUCAGAGCAGCUUCAGUGUAAUAAACAGCACAAUAAUGAUUCAGUUCAAUUCUGCUGUAAAGAAGCUCUAAAAGACAACAGUGUCAUUAUUCAGAUCAGUUCAGAUCAGUGUUAUGAGUUCAGUUCAUAAGCAGCUCUCCUGAAGACAGCAGUGUUCAUAUUCAUCAUUUUCAUCAAGGUUUUCCCAAAGUCUGUCAGAAUGUUUGUGAUUCUCAAUGCUUUAAUAUUUUGUAAACUGUAGCUGAAGUAAAUCUAUGCUAUGCUAAAUGUGAUUUUUUUUUUUUUAAUUAUUAUUUUUGAAAAAUCAUGAAAUUGUUAUUUGUGAUCAGUUAAAAUGAACUUUAAUCAAACUUUUUUUUCUUUUUUUUUAAACUAUAUAGACCAUUUUACUGCCCAAAUAAAAAUGAACCAUGUGACUAGGUUCAUGUCUUGUUGAGAUGUAUUUAUUCAGUGUCUCUGUACAGACAGAUGAAGUGUUUAUUGGGCCUUUAGCAGGAGUGUCAGUGCGUCAGAUCAAAAAGUGUCCGGCAGGUGGCGCCAAACACUCACCGAUGACAUUUGAUCUUCCGCUUCUGAGUUCGCGCUUAAAGCUGAACGCUGCAGCCUGUUGUUCCUUCAGGUCUUCUUGACCAGUUCCUCGUCGCAUUUCAUAUAAAGAGCAUGAUUUAUAGAUGUUUUAUGGCGUGUUUGUUUUUAAGAAGCGUUAUUUUGGACUAUAUCCGCAUGAGCGCAUCUGCAGGUAAAAUAUCUUAACAGGAACUCACCGGUGUCGGUGUAUUAUUAAUGUCAAAUCUUACCCUGCCAUCACCUGAGAUGUUGCUGGAGUUGUUAUCUGUGAAAAGUUUGUCACAUUUAUGAAAGCUUCUAUGAAUUUGUUUUCCGUCUAAAAGCUUUUUCACCUCGUACGGUCAGUUGCUAUAAAAAGUGCUAGGCUAUGUUUACAAUAUGCUUCUAUGCUUUCAUAGGAGUUAUGCAGUAGGGUGAAGUCAGCAAAAGUGGGACUUUUUAUUUGUAAACUGUAUAUUUAAUACAGAUUAAUCUUUUGUAUUGAUGUUUUAAAACAAAUGUUCAAGUUUCUUAUAUCUCCAGCUGGUUUUUGAAGACUGUCAUGAUGCAGCUGAUACCUUUCGUGUCUCUGAGAAACACGGUGACAUUUCGUUACAAUGAUUCAGUGACCCUUAAAGAUUAUUAUUUUUAUUUACUUUUUUUGCAUUUUGCAAUUUCUAAAAUUGUAUAAUUACAUCGGUACUCUCAUGAUAUUAUUAUGCAAUUAUAAUCGCAGGCAGCAGGUACCAUAUCCCUCGUCAGCAUUAAAUGGUCAGUGCUAAAGGUGCACGCGGGCAAAAGGGCAUUUGAUUUAAUUAUCCCCUAAAACACUAGAUGCCAUAAAACGACGCCACAGCGAUUUCGUCAACAACUGAGUUUCACUGUUUGCGCGUGGAAAUCCGGCUGAUUCUUGACGCGCUCGUGAGCAUCAUCAUGAUUCUGCUCUAAUCUGAUGGAACAGGCCUGGACAGCGCGUGCAUAAUUAUUAUGCACGUUGAUUUUCUGAUCAUAUUUUUUCCAAGCACAUUGUACCAAUUCCAAACCACAGCAAUGGUGACAGAUUGAAAUAUAGAUUCGGAUCUCCUCCGAAAAGGUUUAAGAAACAUUCCGAAUCAUUAAUGUUUGUCUGUAUUUUAAAAAUAUAAAACAUAUUUCAGCGACAGUGUAUUUAUUGAACGAAAAUACAUUUGAUCAAAAUAGUACAAACUUUGUUUAAAAUGUCGUUUUGAACAAGUAUUAACUUAUUCUGCAAAACAGUUACUUGAACUAAAGUAUUUGUAGGCCCACCUCAUACAUUUAGCUUAUAUUAUUUUUAUAUUAUCAUAAUUUAUAUUAUAUUAUCAUAAAUUUAAUUUCAGUUUGGCUUCGAAGGACACUUAUUAUUCAGUAAUUGAUCUGAUUGCACUGACACUAUCUGAUGAGAACAAAAGUUUUGUCGCGUAAAGCUGUUUAGAAAAAGUCUUGUAUUAAGCGCUAUAAAGGUGACUUGACAUCCGUCAGGCAUGUUAAUUAGAAAAUAAAAUUAUGUCAGCCAAAAA